CCGUGGUGAGCAGCGGCCAUAAUUCAAAGAUAGAUGGCGCUGGACGCAGACUCGCGCGAAUCUUUGCGGGAAUGGCUAGUGCGCAUUCUGGAACCUCUAUGCGACGCGGAGCCGUCUGUGCUGUCCAAGUACGUGUUAGCGCUAGUGCAAGCAAAUCCAGCCAAGGAAGGGUUGGAAGAACUCUGCCGCAACAAACUGCGCGAGUUUCUCGGUGACGAGACAAACGCAUUCGUCGAUCGCUUGUUUAAAACGCUGCGAACGAAGGCCUACCUGCAGAAAUCAUCGUCUCCGCGGCAUGAUGCACCCCUUGCGCAGGCACCAUCGACACUUCCGUUGUUGGACACGAGUGAUGGAGAUGAGCAAAAUCAUCGUCGAGGACGCGACGACAGCGAUGUGGAUGUCGAUGGGGGAAGAAGCAAACGGCCUCGACGUUCUCGGUCGCGAUCCCCGCCGUCGCUGCGGGACGCUCACCGAUCCCACGACCGCCGACAGGCGGCGGCACCUUACAGUCGCGAACCACGGCGAGAUCAAGGACGUGUCGGCGGCGGUGGUCGCGGCAAUCGCGGCGGGCCGAGGGGCUACGAUCAGUGGGGCAGCCUGCCACCGCACAUGCAAAGCGGUGGUGGUGGAUGGGGACCAAUGUACCCUCGACCGAUGUACCCUCCCAUGUUGAACCCCGACGCGUUCGACCCAAACGCGUACGAUCCCGACAGUCCGUCCAUGCAUCCGCCGUUUUAUCCGACCCAUCAUCAUCCGCCGCCUCCCCACAACCACCGCGGCCGUCCCGACAAGCCCACCUUUACUGACAGCGACAGCACGACCCUCCGCGUGGAAAACGUCGACGCCAAGUUCAUCAACAUGGUCAAGCUAAGCGGGCACUUCAGUCGAUUUGGAGACGUUGUGAACGUGCAGAUGCGGCCAGAGUUCCGCGCCGCGUUCGUUCAGUUUGCGACCCCCGAGGCCGCGCGCAAGGCGUUCCACUCGCCCAUGCCCGUGUGCAACAAUCGGUUCAUCGCGGUCAAGUUUGCCAAGCGGUCGCCCAAAGACUUGGGCGAAAUCGACGUGGACGCGGACCAGACGCCCGAAGCGCUGCGCGCGGCGGCGCUCGAAACCGGCAAGAAGAUCCUCGAAGAGAAGCGCCAGUUGGUCGAACAGGACAAGGCGUUGCUCAAGCAGAGACAGACGUUGCUGACGAACCAGCUGUCACAGCACCAGUUGCUCCGUGAAAAAAUGCUCGCCAAGGGACUGCUCUCGGCUACCGAACAGCCCAAGGUCGACGCCAAGAUCGCCGCGCUCAAGGCCGAGCUGGACGCGCUGACUCAGCCGCCGCCGAAUGUGCCGCUGGCGACGCUCCAAGCUGAGCUCAGUCAGUUGGAAGCCAAAGCCAAGGCAAUUCGACGGGGGGGUGGCGGUGGAUCGAUUGAUAAUCGAACGAAAGUGGUUCAAGUGACUGGCAUUCCCCCCGCCUUGCGAGAUGUGACCGCGCUGACACAGCAUUUUGCCACGUAUGGGUCGAUUGUCAAGGUCCGCCUGGUUGAAGACGUCGGGUACGUUCAGUUUGCGGACCGAUACGGUGGUGAAAAGGUACGAAAGAUUAUAUAUUUAUAGGAAUGGAUAUAUACAUGGAUGAUGAUCGUAGGCGCUCAAGUUUGGCCACCAAAGCAGCAUCGCGGGAGACGAAGCGCUGACAUUGUCGUGGUGUGACGAUCAGUCGAAAGUGCUUGAGUAAAAACCGUUUUCAUAGAGCCACAAAUAGAUAGAGUGACCGACCCUAUCUAUAUACCCCCGCGGCUAUAAAAUUCGAAUCCACAAACAUAUCAAUA
Aphanomyces astaci is the source of this 1823-nucleotide messenger RNA. RefSeq lists its product as hypothetical. Gene Ontology annotation, molecular function: RNA binding. The transcript is spliced from 3 exons. Gene Ontology annotation, biological process: mRNA processing. The coding region runs from base 34 to 1608 and encodes 524 amino acids. Lineage: Eukaryota; Oomycota; Saprolegniomycetes; Saprolegniales; Verrucalvaceae. The record is from RefSeq and is a predicted model, not a curated record. Gene Ontology annotation, cellular component: nucleus.